Molecule: messenger RNA, 3000 nt
Organism: Talaromyces atroroseus
Lineage: Eukaryota; Fungi; Ascomycota; Eurotiomycetes; Eurotiales; Trichocomaceae
Exons: 12
Coding region: 1-3000 (999 amino acids)
Biological process (GO): glycoprotein catabolic process; protein quality control for misfolded or incompletely synthesized proteins; protein deglycosylation
Cellular component (GO): cytosol; nucleus
Molecular function (GO): methylated-DNA-[protein]-cysteine S-methyltransferase activity; peptide-N4-(N-acetyl-beta-glucosaminyl)asparagine amidase activity; carbohydrate binding
Source: RefSeq, a predicted model, not a curated record
AUGGCGUCCUCGACAGACAAAACACCAUCGGCAGACAUCAGCAAAGCACUCGCGCGCAUCAAGUCGCAUCCAACGCUCACCCCCUUCCGCCGGCGCGUCUACCGCACGCUUCUGUCCGUGCCAGCCUCGCGAUGGACCACCUACGCUGCCCUGGCCAGGCACCUCAGCUCCAGCCCGCGCGCAAUCGGCGCCGCCAUGAAGAGCAACCCCUUUGCGCCGGCCGUGCCGUGCCACCGCGUGCUGGCCGCCGACCGGUCGCUGGGCGGGUACAAGGGCGCAUGGAACAACGGCGGCGAGUACGCCGUGGAGAAGACGAAGCUGCUGGUCGCGGAGGGCGUGCAGUUUGACGGCGAUGGGAAAGCGAUGGGCCCUAAUAGGAAGCCGAUCCCCCGCACUCACUUCUCUCCUCUUCGUGGACACGCGCUCGUCCCUAGGCAUGAUGCCGAGUGGAAUGUCGUGCUACAUUCCCCUCGCCAGCAAGGAUGGAUGCUCCUCCGGCUGUUCCCUCUUAUAUGUACGGAGAAUUCACGAGUCACGUACCUACAGUCCUGCAAAAUGCGUCUCUGCUCGUCAUUGCUUCUGAUCUUUCUGGCCUCGCACGUCGCGGCCCAGCCUUCUCCGAUCGACUACUCUCAAUAUGUAAACGCAUUCAUCGGCUCCGAGGGCCCAACCCCAGGACAAGCGUUCGGCGGCGGCGACAUCUUUGUUGGCGGCGCGCGCCCAUUUGGAGUCGUCAAAUUCGGCGUCGACACGACUGCUGCCAACUGGACCCUGGCCACGCUGAACGGCGGGUGGACUCCCGACGGCAAUGUGACGGCUUUCACGAUGAUGCACGAGAGCGGCACAGGCGGUGCGCCCAAGUACGGCAUCAUUCCACAGAUGCCAUUGACGUCGGUCGAUGCGCCCGUCAAUCUGCUCGAGAAUCUGACUUAUGCGCAGCCGAGGGUCGGCAACGACACCGCCAGUGUCGGAUACUUCAGAACCACGCUGCAAAAUGGAGUUGUCGCAGAGCUCUCCGCGUCUCGACAUGCCGGCAUCAUUAACUAUUCCUUUCCAAGCGGGGAGAAAUAUAUCUUGGUUGAUGUAUCUCAUUAUCUCCCCGGCUCGCCUGGAGACACUAGCUCUCAGUUCUACGUUGCCGGCGAAAUCAAAAUCAACCGGGAAGAAGGUUCGUAUGAAGGAUACGGAACCUAUGUUGGGGGGUUCAACAAUGGCGCCCCAUACACGGUAUAUUUCUAUGGCGAAUUCUCCCUAGCUCCCCAGGAAUCAACCACAUUCUCCGGAGCAAACACCAGUCCCAUGCCGCGAUACCAAAACCUAGCAAACGGCGGUAUCCCCGAGCCCGUCUACGGCAACCAAAGCACAAACAAGGCAACUUCGGGGCCCUUGAACUCGCGUGUUGGCGCUCUAUUCCGCUGGAACAACUCUCCCGAGUCCACGCAAAACAUCACCUCCCGCAUCGGCAUCUCAUUCAUCUCCACGGCCAAAGCCAAAUCGUAUAUUGCCUCGGAAAUCCCUAGUUGGAACCUAAAUGAUACCGUGGCCGAUUCCGUGCAUGAGUGGAAUACAGAUGUAUUCAGCAAGAUCAGGGUGCCGGUGGAUGAUGACGUUUCGACCAAUAUCACGAAUUUGAGACUCCUCUAUAGCUCGCUGUACUUCAUGCAUUUAAUGCCCUCUGAUCGAUCUGGGGAAAAUCCUUUGUGGGUCUCUGAAGAGCCGUUUUGGGACGAUUUCUAUACCUUGUGUAAGCUUUCUGCUUCUUUUUUACAUGUGGGAAAGCCUACGUACUACGAGUCUAUGAUCCGCGGUAUUAUUGAUAUCUUCAGACACCAAGGAUAUCUCCCUGACGGCCGAUCCGGAAAUUGGAACGGCCUGGUCCAAGGAGGCUCUGACGCCGACAACGUCCUAGCCGACGCAUACAUCAAGGGUCUACGAGGCAGCAUAAACUGGCCCGACGCCUAUGCCGCAAUGCUCAAAAACGCCGAAGUCACGCCCUACAACACCUUUGACCCCACGGACCUCACAGGCAGCACAAAGGAGGGUCGUGGUGCGCUUGACGACUGGCUGGAACUCGGCUAUGUGGCUGUUGACCACAACUCGCGCUGCAUCUCACGCACCGUCGAAUACAGUCUGAACGAUUUUGCGUUGAGUCAGGUCGCGUCGGGAAUUGAGCCGCGGGAUCAGCAGAAGUAUCUCAAUAGAUCUGCGGGAUGGCAGUUGAUUUGGAAUCGGGAGGUGACCAGCUUGGGGUUUACGGGGUUUUUGGCUCCGAGGUAUGCGAAUGGUUCGUUUGAGGGGAGUGCGUAUGAUCCGCUGUACUGCGGGGGAUGUGAAUGGAGUUCUAUCACGUAUGAAGGCGUUCCCUGGGAAUACUCGUUUGUCAUUCCUCACGACGUGGAGACUUUGAUUGAGUUUAUGGGAGGGUCAUCCACGUUUGAGUCAAGGCUGGACUUGAUGUUCGUGCCAGGCGUCGCGAAGCAGGAUCUCGGAGCCAACGGAGCCGGCAUCACCACCCUCAUGAAUAUCGGAAAUGAACCCGACUUUGCCACUCCCUAUCUGUACCAUUACAUCAACAAACAAGCAAAAUCAGUCCAACAGAGUCGCAAUCUGAGUAACACAUACUUCAAAGACGCCGCCUACGGAAUCCCCGGCAACAGCGACGCUGGCGCCAUGAACUCCUGGCUCCUUUGGCAGCUCAUCGGCCUGUAUCCCAUCGUCACUCAGCCAAUUUACCUCAUCGGAUCACCUUGGUUUCCCGAUAUCAACAUGACGGUAAACGUUAACCAGACGUUGCGCAUCACUGCGUCUGGUUUGGACUAUAAUCGGGGCUCGUACUAUGUACAGAGUGUGCGUGUGAAUGGCCAGGCUUGGGACAAGAAUUGGUUGACGCAUGAGGAUGUGUUUGUGCAUGGGGGGAGCAUUGAAUUUGUCCUGGGCACGAAUAUGACUGCUUGGGAGACUGGGGGUGUGCCCCCGUCGCCUGGGCAUGUUACCUUGUAA